GCAUGGAGCACUCCCAGUGCCUGGCCACCAUCUACGCCUUGGCGGUGCUGCUGGGGCUCCGCAUGGAGCAGGGAGCCUGCCAGCACUACCUGCACAUCCGCCCGGCGCCCAGCGACAACCUGCCCCUGGUGGACCUCAUCGAGCACCCGGACCCUAUCUUUGACCCCAAGGAGAAGGAUCUUAACGAGACCUUGCUCAGGAGCCUCCUGGGCGGGCACUUCGACGCCAACUUCAUGGCCACCGCCGUGCCCGAGGACCGGCUCGGCGGCGACGACCUGGCCGAGCUGGACUUGCUGCUGCGGCAGAGACCCUCGGGGGCGAUGCCCAGCGACAUCAAAGGGCUGGAGUUCGCCGACGGGCUGCAGCCGGGCAAGAAGCACCGGCUGAGCAAGAAGCUGCGCAGGAAGCUGCAGCUGUGGCUCUGGUCGCAGACCUUCUGCCCCGUGCUCUACACCUGGAACGACCUGGGCAGCCGCUUCUGGCCCCGCUUCGUCAAGGUGGGCAGCUGCUACAGCAAGCGGUCGUGCUCCGUGCCCGAGGGCAUGCUGUGCAAGCCGGCCAAGUCCGUGCAUUUGACCAUCCUGCGCUGGCGGUGCCAGCGGCGGGCCGGGCAGCGCUGCGCCUGGAUCCCCAUCCAGUACCCCAUCAUCUCGGAGUGCAAGUGCUCGUGCUAGGGGCGCGCCGCCCGCGCUGUCAUGCACUGUACCGUGUAGGAGAAUGUAUAUGUGUGCGUGUGUGUGUGUAUAUAUGGCAGCCUUCUCGUUGACUAUUAAAAAAGGUCAGUAUUACCCCGGCAA
Gavialis gangeticus (Gharial) is the source of this 797-nucleotide messenger RNA. RefSeq names its product noggin (gene NOG). Bases 3 to 674 code for a protein of 223 amino acids. Lineage: Eukaryota; Metazoa; Chordata; Crocodylia; Gavialidae. Gene Ontology annotation, biological process: osteoblast differentiation; dorsal/ventral pattern formation; negative regulation of cell differentiation. The transcript has a single exon. The record is from RefSeq and is a predicted model, not a curated record.